AUGCUCAGCUCGGUCCUCCUCCUCAGAUCCAUCCUCCUACUCACAUCCAUCGCACUUAUCCCCACCACCCUCAACCAACUCAUCAACCAGCACCAACUCGAACCUCGGCAGGUCGUCAACAACCCAAACCAGAAUCAGAACGGCAAUCAAAACGGGAAUGCGAAUGCCAAUCAAAACCAGAAUCAGAACGCAAAUCAGAACGCAAAUCAGAACGCAAAUCAGAAUCAGAAUCAAAACCAGAAUCAGCCUGGAAAUGCGAAUGCGAAUCAAAAUCAGAAUCAGAAUCCAAAUCAACCCACGACGACCGCACAGCCUCAAGGAGCUCAAGGCGCAACUCGGCCAGGAACGAACGCACCAGCUGCAGCGACAUCCUCAGCAUUCUCAGCCCCGAUCGACUCGCCAGCCGGAGGACUGGUGUUCACCCAGCCGCCGGCAACAGCCGCCGCACUAUACUACAAGAUAGCCCAGAACCAGCCGCUGACGUUUGGAUGGAACUACACGAACAUCCUGUCGUUUGGGAACUCGAUCACCAUCGUCGCCUAUUGCUCGCUCAACAAGAUCUCCUACACGAUCUCCACCCUGCCCGCCCAGGCCACAGCCAUCACCUGGGACCCCUACGCCCUCCAGCAACAGCCCGGCUAUCCGCUCUUCGCAGAGGCUACGUACACCCUCCAGAUCUUCGACGAACGCGGCAUGGGCGCCGGGCCCACACCCGGUCUGUUCUCCCCCAGCAGUCAGAUGAAAUUCGCCAUGUACAAACCUCAGCCUUACACCCCUCUAGCAUCCUGGACUUGCUCGACAUGCUCCGGCGCCAAGGGCUUCUUCCACAACUACUCGCCCGUCCUUCUGGCCUGUUCGUUGAGUCUGGUCGCCGCUGUUGGAGGCGGCUGGUAUGGCGUCCUGGCCGCCAUCCGUUAA
Molecule: messenger RNA, 918 nt
Organism: Puccinia triticina
Lineage: Eukaryota; Fungi; Basidiomycota; Pucciniomycetes; Pucciniales; Pucciniaceae
Exons: 3
Coding region: 1-918 (305 amino acids)
Source: RefSeq, a predicted model, not a curated record